GAGAUUGCCACCAAUCUCAAACUGGCCUCGUGCGCACGGCAGGGUGGUGGCUACGUGUUGCCAUGGGUUAUGGGGACCGGUUGGGGGGGGACGGGGUCAGAGGACGAGGAUGAGGAUGGAGAUGUGGAGCCCGAGGUGUGGGGAGCGCGACCUGCUGGUAGUGUUCCAGAGGUGGAGAUCGAGCGGCAGAUUGUUGCUUUCCAGCAUAGCCGACCGUCCAGAGCCCAUUCGGUUUGGGACGUGUUCGGCAUCAGGGCGACGGAGCUGCGACCGUGGCCAGAGGGUGGGGAUGAUGUGGACGCUGCUGUGGCAGACGACGAUAUCGACGACGAGUGGACAGACGACGAUGACACGCCGCUGAGUAGCGACCCGACGACUGAGCGGGUGUACUUCACUUACGGUGGGGGUCGUGGCGGCAUGGAUUCAUUCACAUCAGUUAUCACUAGUGGUGCGCCGUCGACCGCACAGGCGAGUGUGAGCAGCAAAGCCGGUGGUGGUGGUGGAGGACGUUCGCAUGCGGAGGUUGGCGUCGACGACUCGGGGGAGCAGCAGCCACGGGGAGGUCUUCGGCAGACAUGCAGGCGAUGGGAGGUUAGGAGCGACAGCGAGGCCGAGGAUGAGGAGGUGCCCCUUCGCGAUCGUCGCUUCUCUCCCUCCCAUCAUCCGAUCUCUGCACAGCCCGAGGCACUUAGGCGUUCAGAGAGGUUGGCGUCGGCAGCAGGCAGAGACCGGACACAUAACGAUGAGGAUCGUGGGGGGGAGAGGACUCCUUCCAACGCUGGUAUCAGCCCUUGCUCGCCGUCGGUGCUCCGCACAGACGACUUUGGCAUCAAAGGGCUUGGUGGGAGUUUGGGAGAUUUGAGUGUCGAGGGACGUCGACGUGCCUCACCGUCGGAGGUGCGCACCGACACGGACGUUGUGUGGGGCCGUGUUGAGACUGAGGAGGAGAGGGAUGCCCGUUUGGACCGAGAGGAGGAGGAGCAGCUCGGGAGUUGCCACGAUGGAAGGGUCGGUUCGCGUAUCUUGACGAGCAGCGUCGACAGAGGGAGAUGGAGACAGGAGGGGGGGGAGGCCGUGACGUCGAUCUCUCGGGUGUCCCUGAGGAGGCAAUUCAGAAGGAGUUCGAUGAUGAGGGACAUGAUGCUGCCACGGGUGGUGAGUCAGGUGGUGGACGACGAGGUGACGAGGAGACCGCAGGUGAUGAGGGGCAGGAUGUUGUCAUGGGCGGUGGAUCCCCUAGUGGGGGGCGUGGCGACAACGAGACCGCGGGUGAUGAGGGACAGGGUGCCGCCGUGUGUGGCAGAGGAGAGGGUGGACCCGGUGGAGAUGGGGAUACCGCGGGUGUCGGUGGAGACGAUGGACCGGAUGGAGAUGAUGACAACGACCAUGGUCCUGAGGACGAUAUGUAUAGACUCGCCUUGGUGUUGAGGGACCCCACAGUACCUCCCUUGCGCCCUCUUUUUUUUUUU
Chara braunii is the source of this 1469-nucleotide messenger RNA. The record is from the annotation of a GenBank genome assembly. NCBI's taxonomy places the organism in Eukaryota, Viridiplantae, Streptophyta, Charophyceae, Charales, Characeae.